Trifolium pratense (red clover) is the source of this 582-nucleotide messenger RNA. RefSeq lists its product as uncharacterized. The coding region runs from base 69 to 344 and encodes 91 amino acids. The record is from RefSeq and is a predicted model, not a curated record. The transcript has 2 exons. Lineage: Eukaryota; Viridiplantae; Streptophyta; Magnoliopsida; Fabales; Fabaceae.
UAAUUUAAAUUCCAUUUAUCCACUACUACUACAUAGUCACAAUCACACUGAUACAUUCAUAGUUGAAAAUGUGUCCCCUCAGACUCAUUCUCAUAUUCUUGUCAGCUACUCUAGCUGGUUUCUUUGUCCUCAAAAACCUCAGAUCUCAACCUCAACUCACUGAAUUGGACCAAAGCAAUGAACACACCCCAGAAACAGAAACCUCGGAUUCUUCUAAACCAACCUUAAAUUCACCUUCUAGAUCCAAGGUUAAGGUUGCAUUAGAAUCAGGGUUUUGGACAUUUGUUGACAUGGCUUCUGGUCGUUAUCUUUGGAGGCAAAUGGUCAAAUCCUCAUCAAAGUAAUAGUUGAUCAACAUGUUCAUACCUUUGUGAUAUUCAUCACAGGCACAAAUGCUAUAUAAAUGCAAUAAUACUAUUUGUUCUAUUAAAAUUUCAUAUGGAAUAUUAUAGUUUAUAGAAAGAGUUUGCCUACUACUCUUUUUGCUCACAUUUUCUUAUUGUUUUCAUCUAAAGUUGUACUAAUAGCAUGAAAUGCACAAAAAGAAGGAUCUUAGUAUUAUGAUUAUAGCUGAUGUUGUUC